Molecule: messenger RNA, 961 nt
Organism: Vigna radiata var. radiata (mung bean)
Lineage: Eukaryota; Viridiplantae; Streptophyta; Magnoliopsida; Fabales; Fabaceae
Exons: 1
Coding region: 72-773 (233 amino acids)
Source: RefSeq, a predicted model, not a curated record
ACUGAGAAAAAAUAUUCUUCAGUCUCUGUGUUCAUAUAUUCCCUUUUGUUUCUUUCCUACAGAGAAUACCGAUGGCGGUUAAAGAGUUUCACUCGGAUCAAGAAGCAGGAAAUGAAGAAACCACCCUACUGCAGGUAGAUCCAUACGAAGAGGAAGAAGAAACCCUCUCUCUUUGUGACCUUCCCAUUUACAGUGGCUCCAGUUCAGAUAAAUGGCGUGGUGAUUUCUCGAAAGAAGAUGAAAAAAGCUCUGGUGAUGACGGCGAUGAUGAUGAUAACCUUUUCGAGUUCUUCAGUGAAGAAUUCAACUCUUCAAGUAACAUUGUAGCUGCAGAGAACAUAAUCUUCUGCGGAAAACUCAUUCCCUUCAAGGAUAUUCCUCCGCGUGUUGAUGAAUGCAAUAGCACUGCACGGAGGAGCGUGCAAAAGGGUAUAACAAAACGCGGUUCGAAGAGUUUUUCAUGUGACUACACGUCGACGGGGAAGGUGUCUCUGGUGAGGUGCACCACCAAGUCUCGGUGGUUUUUGUUUAUGUUCGGGAUGUCCAAGUUAUCUGGCACUACCGAGAUGGAGCUGAGAGACAUCAGAAACAGACAGAGCCGGAGGGGACCAGCGACGAUGUUUCCGGCUGCUGAAGACGGCGAAGAAGAUUCCGUUAAAGGGAAGAAGAGAAGCUGCAAGGGGGUGUGGAAGAUUUUGAAGUCAAUUACUAUGGUCUUAGGCUGCCGCAGUAGCAAGCUUGCAAACGACGUCGUAAAGGCUGCUUUGGUGUGAAUUUUCAACAUCGCACACCUGCCUCUACAACAUGCACUUGCCUCUACCAUUAUUAAUAUUUAACGAGAUUUUAUUUUUUUCUUCUCAUUAUAGAAAUAGAAAUGUGUGGUAAAAUGAUAGUGUUUUGUUAAAGUGCUAUUUGUGUAAGAAUAGUUGUGCAUAUGAACUAAACUCAAAGAUGCAGUUAA